GCCCUGAUCCUCAGCAUCGGGCUCCCAAAUGCGCCGAGCUGUGCUUCGAAUGCGCCAUUCAGUCAGAGAAACUCAGACAAGCGCCAACUCAACAUGGGUUAGAGGAAGCCCACACAAAUCCACCAUGGACCAUUCUGCCAGGAUGGGAGUCGGGAUUUUUCUGGACCUUUUUCCACGAACAGAAAAGGGAAGCAGAAAUUGAGAUCUAAAGUCGGCUGAUAAUUUUUUCGUCUUUUUAGUUUCUUUUUUCUUUUCUUUUCCUUUUGUGAGAAAUGAUCGCAGAGUUGAUCAGCAGCGCUGUAGCUUUGCUCCUGUAUCUCAACACCCUGAGCGCUGAUUUCUGCUACGAUGACAGCCGUGUGAUCAAAACCAAUCAGGACUUGCUCCCAGAAACUCCCUGGACCAACAUCUUUUACGAUGACUUCUGGGGGACCCUCCUCACCCACAGUGGCAGCCACAAGUCGUACCGGCCCCUCUGCACCCUGUCCUUCCGCCUGAACCAUGCCCUGGGAGGUCUGGAUCCCUGGGGCUACCAUUUGGUCAAUGUGGUGCUCCACAGCUUCGUCACUGGCCUCUUUGCCAGCCUGUCCCGCCUACUGCUGGGCGAAAGCCGCUGGACCUUACUGGCCGGCCUGCUGUUCGCCUCUCAUCCCGCGCACACGGAGGCGGUCGCGGGAGUGGUCGGCCGGGCCGACGUGGGCGCGGCGCUCUUCUUCCUGUCGUCCCUGAGGUGCUACUUGCAGCACUGUGCCACGAGGCCGUGCUCGGCCUGGCACUGGGCCCUGCUGCUGGGCAGCCUGGUCUGUGCAGCCUGCAGCAUGCUGUGGAAGGAACAAGGGGUCACGGUUCUGGCUGUGGCUGCCGUCUAUGACUUCUUCAUCUUCCACCGGCUCAAGCUUCGCCAGGUCGCUGUCCUCCUUUUUAAGAGGAGAAAUGUCAGCCUGCUUCUGCGAGUGACUUUGCUGGCCUGCUGGGGGCUUGUUCUCCUGGCCGCCCGCCUCUAUUGGAUGGGCAACAAACCGCCGAGCUUCUCCAACUCCGAUAACCCAGCGGCCGACUCGCCCUGCCUCCUGACCAGGACGCUGACUUUCCUCCACCUGCCGGCCUUCAACAUGUGGCUGCUCCUGUGCCCACACACCCUGAGCUUUGAUUGGUCCAUGGACGCCAUGCCCCUCCUCAGGAGUGUUAGUGAUUGGAGGAACCUUCAAACCGUGAGCUUCUAUAUCGCAUUGCUGCUCCUGGCGCGGUUUGGCCUUCGGAGUCCGGCCAAGAACAGAGAGACCAAUGGAAAGGCUCACAUCGCAAAUGGGAAGUCCUGCACCAAUGGGCAGAGUUACCAUGCAGGUUCCAGUCUCCAAAACUCAGACUCAGAACUCUCAAGAAAUAUAGAAAAUGGGAUGAAAAAGUCUAGUCAUCUAAGGACUACACUGCCCACCACAGAGAAUGUGGUUAUAUUUGCUCUCAGCUUGUUGUCAAUUCCCUUCCUCCCUGCCACUAACUUAUUUUUCUACGUGGGAUUUGUAGUAGCAGAGAGAGUGCUUUAUAUACCCAGCAUGGGCUUCUGCCUGCUGGUGACUGUGGGCAUUAGGGCCGUGUAUAUCAGACUUAGCAGAAGAUCCUCCAAAACACUGUUAAUGUACUUCAGCGCUUUGUUGGUGAUUCUCUAUGGGAUCCGGACUGUGAUGAGGAACCGAGACUGGCAGAACGAGGAGAUGUUGUAUAAGUCAGGAGUAACUGUGAAUCCGGCAAAAGCAUGGGGGAACCUCGGGAAUGUCCUGAAGAAUCAGGGAAAGGUUGAGGAGGCUGAGAGGGCCUACCGAAACGCGCUGUACUACCGCAGGAAUAUGGCUGACAUGCUGUAUAACCUGGGUUUGCUGCUACAGGAGGGGAACCGGCCGUCAGAGGCACUGCGUUACUAUAAGCUUGCGAUCGGGAGCAGGCCGACACUAGCCUCUGCCUACUUGAACAUGGGGAUCAUUCUGAUGGACCAAGGCCGCAUGGAUGAGGCCAAGAGGACGUUCCUGACCUGUGCCGACAUUCCCGACGAGAACCUGAAAGACCCGCAUGCUCACCGGAGCUCGGUGACCAGCUGCCUGUACAACUUGGGCAAGCUUCUUCAUGAGCAGGGCCUCCAGGAGGAAGCCCUUUCUGUAUAUAAGGAGGCGAUCCAGAAAAUGCCCCGGCAGUUUGCCCCUCAGAGCCUAUACAAUAUGAUGGGAGAGGUUUACAUGCGGCUCAACCAGCUGAAUGACGCUGAGUACUGGUACAAGGAGUCCCUGAGGGCCAAGCCUGACCACGUCCCCGCCCACCUGACCUAUGGCAAGCUCCUAGCCAUCAUGGGGCAGAAGACGGAAGCAGAGCGAUACUUUCUGAAGGCAAUCGAAUUAGAUCCUACUAAGGGGAACUGCUACAUGCAUUACGGCCAGUUCCUGCUGGACGAGUCCCGUCUGUCGGAGGCCGCAGCGGUGGCGGAGAAGGCUGCCCAGCUGGAUGGCGCUGAAUUUGACGUGGUCUUCAAUGCAGCCCACGUGCUCAGGCAAGCAAGUCUCAAUCAAGCAGCAGAGAAAUAUUAUGGUCUUGCAGCAAGCCUGAGACCGAAUUACCCAGCCGCCUUGAUGAACUUAGGCGCCAUCCUGCACCUGAACGGGAAGCUCCAGGAGGCCGAGUCCAAUUACCUGAGAGCCCUGCAGUUCAAGCCGGACGAUGCCAUCACCCAGUCCAACCUGCGCAAAUUAUGGAAGAUCAUGGAGAAACAGGGGCUGAAGACGGCCGGCCCAUGAGCAACCUGGGUGGCACCAGGAAGUUAGAGUCUUCUUCUUUAAGCACUGCAAGAAUGGAUAUGCAGGCCUAUCGAAUGUUCAGAAUCGUCCAUAGAAGAAAGAAGAAGGUGGCCAUUGUGGGGAAGCUCAAGAUUAUCACACCUGCUUCUCUGCAGAAACAUCUUUUGAGCAGAAUCAAUUCCCUUGGAGCAGGCAGUAGCCAAAACUAAAGCUUACAGUGGGUGAAUUACAGUCUUAGCAUUUUUAUUGCAUUCUCAUAGUAUUUUAUUGAACUCUGAAGUUCUCUAGGCAUGUUCCUGGCAACAGAGAACAUUGAGCUUAUAGAUUCAGUUUGUAACCCAAAGAUCUGAAUUCAUACAAUAAAAUCCAUACAACUUCUUCUU
This is a messenger RNA of Brienomyrus brachyistius, 3163 nucleotides long. RefSeq names its product protein O-mannosyl-transferase TMTC2-like. Gene Ontology annotation, cellular component: endoplasmic reticulum membrane. Gene Ontology annotation, molecular function: protein binding; mannosyltransferase activity. The transcript is spliced from 12 exons. Lineage: Eukaryota; Metazoa; Chordata; Actinopteri; Osteoglossiformes; Mormyridae. Bases 273 to 2780 code for a protein of 835 amino acids. The record is from RefSeq and is a predicted model, not a curated record. Gene Ontology annotation, biological process: protein O-linked glycosylation via mannose.